AAGCGGCCGCAGCCCCGGCCGCCGCGCCCCGCCAUGGGCUGCUCCAGCAGCGCCCGCAGCCGCCCCCCGGACCCGCCGCCCGCCGCCGCCGGGCCGCCGCCGCGGGCAUCAUCAGGUGAAAACGCCUCAACUGCAGACAAUCAUGAAACCAUAGCUGACCAAACACAGUUGGAGCCAGCGGAGGAUGUGAGUCUUGCCUCUGAGGAGACAAACCCGGACGACCAUCUGCCAGGAGAGGAGGCUGCAGCCGUGAUUCUGGCCGUAGAGGGAAAGAUCAAUUCAGUCAGUAAAAGGGAGGAGCCGGAGGGCACUGAGCCCCUGCCUGCAGGAGUGGAGGAGAGCUCUGAGCUGCCAUCUGCUUGGCGAGAGGAGAGCAAUGGGCCUUCACCUCCAGCACCAGGAGAAGAUAAGCCUUUCCCUCCAGCACCAGGAGAAGACGCAGAGGGCAAUGGGCUGGUAGAGGGCAGUGACAGAUCUGUAGUGGAAAUCAUCAAGAAAGUACAUAUUACUGAAGAGGACCACCUCAUUGAGGGUGAGACGGGAGAACAGGUGGAAACUGAGCUGCUGAGUGAGAUAGUAAGUGGAGGGCCUGAAACAAAAGAAGAAACAGGAGAAGCUGUGGAUGGUGCAGCAGCGACAGAGAUAGAGACAGCUAAUAACAAGGAAUAG
This is a messenger RNA of Chroicocephalus ridibundus (black-headed gull), 669 nucleotides long. It is a transcript of the gene ERICH5, whose product is annotated as glutamate rich 5. The coding region runs from base 34 to 669 and encodes 211 amino acids. Lineage: Eukaryota; Metazoa; Chordata; Aves; Charadriiformes; Laridae. The transcript has 4 exons. The record is from RefSeq and is a predicted model, not a curated record.